Messenger RNA from Pistacia vera, 579 nucleotides. RefSeq lists its product as uncharacterized. The record is from RefSeq and is a predicted model, not a curated record. Lineage: Eukaryota; Viridiplantae; Streptophyta; Magnoliopsida; Sapindales; Anacardiaceae. The transcript has a single exon. Bases 1 to 579 code for a protein of 192 amino acids.
AUGAAUACCAUCUUUAAACCGGUUUUGAGGAAGUUCAUACUUGUGUUUUUUGACGAUAUCCUCAUUUACAACCCUGAUUUGAAGACUAAUUUGCUCCACAUGAGACAAACCUUUCAAAUCCUCACCAAGCAUGAAUUAGUAAUAAAUUACAAGAAGUGUCUAUUUGCCCGUCAGAGAUUGGAGUAUUUGGGUCACUUAAUUUCAUCAAAGGGGGUAGAGGCUGACCCACAGAAGAUUGAUUCAAUGCUGACUUGGCCCGUUCCAUGCACAAUCAAAGGAUUACAAGGCUUUUUGGGGUUAACUGGUUACUAUCGCCGCUUUAUACAGAAUUAUGGUUUAAUCGCGCAGCCUUUAACACAGUUGCUGCGAAAGGACUCUUUUACAUGGAAUGACCAAGCACAACGAGCUUUUGAAGCCCUUAAAGCGGCAAUGACUUCAGUUCUUGUUCUAGCAGUUCCUGAUUUUACCCUUCCAUUUGAAGUUCAUACAGACGCUUUGGAACAAAGUAUUGGAGCUGUCCUGGUCCAGAAUCAGCGCCCCAUCGCAUUCCUUAGCCAAGCUUUCUCCAACCAGUCCUGA